Molecule: messenger RNA, 2298 nt
Organism: Morus notabilis
Lineage: Eukaryota; Viridiplantae; Streptophyta; Magnoliopsida; Rosales; Moraceae
Product: LEAF RUST 10 DISEASE-RESISTANCE LOCUS RECEPTOR-LIKE PROTEIN KINASE-like 2.5
Exons: 3
Coding region: 84-2039 (651 amino acids)
Biological process (GO): protein phosphorylation
Molecular function (GO): polysaccharide binding; ATP binding; protein kinase activity
Source: RefSeq, a predicted model, not a curated record
CUAUCAUCAAGAGAGCUCUGGUCAUCAGCAUUGAUCAAAGUUAACCCAAAUAUCUCCAUGAGAGCUUAGGUUAGCCUUCACUUAUGGAAUUACAGUUUUUCUUCAAAUCCCUCUUCGCGGCCACCUUCAUCUUGAUCACCACUUUCCCGUCGUCUCGCUGCAAAGAAAACGAGAACUUCUCGGCGUGCACUCAGCCGUACGAGUGCGGCGACAUAAAAAACCUUUAUUUCCCGUUCUGGGGAGAUGGCAGACCCGAAAUCUGCGGCCACCCUGGCUUCAACCUAAGUUGCGUUAACAAUGAAUACCCUGUUAUACACAUCCAAGGCCUAGAUUACCGCCUACUCAAUGUCAGCCGAGAAAUUAACACGAUGACCCUCGCGAGGUUGGAUCUCUGGGACAAUCCUUGUUCACCAGAUACCAGCAAAAACACCACUCUUGAUGAUAUAGUCGCCGUCAAUUACCCUCCAACUGUUGUAAACCUCACUUUAAUCUACAACUGCACAAAGCCAGAGGAGUCACUUGGACAAUAUUUCCCAAAUAACUUUUCUUGUCCCAAGGACGACGACCGGAUUUCUUACUACGUACGUAAUGAAUCACAGCUUCAGGAUUUGGAAACAGAGGGGCUGAUCCGCGAUCGUCGAGGCGGUGUCAUUCAAGUUCCGGUUUUCAGGAUUGCCCUCGAUGAGAUUGAGAGAUCUGCAGCUGAUGGAGUGCAUAGCGUUUUGAUAAAAGGUUUUGACGUAAAUUACAUGGAAUUCCCACUCUGCAGCGAAUGCGAGUGGUCAAGUGGGAGAUGCGGGUCUAAUAACUCAAACGGAAUGGUUACAUGCUAUUGCUCUGGCGGAAGAGAGUACUUAUAUGUGUGUCCCCAUAGUUCUGGGAGGGAUUGGAAACUCAAGACUGGCAUAGGUAUUGUUUCGGGAGGAAGUGCCUUACUGCUCAUUGGUAUCAUAACAUGCUGGUGUAGAUGUUCCAAAUCCAAAAAAUCCUUGACAAAGAAGACACAGAAUGAUCAGGAACCUGAAGCGUUUAUUAGAAGCUAUGGACAUCUAACUGCAAAAAGAUAUAGUUUCUUUGAAGUCGAGAAGAUGACAAAAUCAUUCAAGGAUAAGUUAGGGCAAGGAGGUUUUGGUGAAGUGUACAAAGGAAAGCUACUUGAUGGACGUCAUGUGGCUGUAAAAAUCCUGAAUGCAUCCAAAGGGAAUGGAGAAGAGUUUAUCAAUGAAGUAGCAAGCAUUAGUAGAACUUCUCACGUGAAUAUUGUCACUCUUUUGGGGUUUUGCCUAGAUGGUCGCAAAAGAGCCCUCAUCUACGAAUUUAUGCCCAAUGGAUCACUAGAGAAGUUCACGUACAAAGACAAUCCUUCGCAAACCACUACACGCUUGGAAUGGGAAAAACAGCUACAGAUUUGUAUUGGAAUAGCUCGGGGGCUGGAGUAUUUACACCGAGGCUGCAACACGAAAAUUUUACAUCUCGACAUAAAACCACAUAACAUUCUCUUGGAUGAAGACCUUUGUCCAAAGAUUGCCGAUUUUGGUCUGGCUAAACUUUGCCCAAGAAAUGAAAGUAUCAUAUCAAUGGCAGGUACCAGGGGGACAAUAGGUUACAUUGCUCCAGAAGUGUUCAGUAGAAACUUUGGAGGUGUUUCUUCGAAGUCUGAUGUUUACAGUUAUGGCAUGAUGAUUCUUGAGGUGGUUGGCGGAAGAAAGAAUAUCAAAGUUGGAUUGAGCGAUACAAGCGAAAUAUAUUUUCCCGAUUGGAUUUAUAAACAUCUCAAACAAGGUAGCAAUCUACAGUUGUGGCGGGACAUGACGAGUGAGGAAAAUGAGAUUGCAAGAAAGAUGAUCUUGGUCGGGUUGUGGUGCAUCCAAACGAAGUCAUCAGAUAGGCCAAGCAUGACUAAAGUGAUUGAAAUGCUGGAAGGAAGUGUAGAAGCCUUGCAUCUUCCACCGAACCCUUCCUUGUUUGCUCCAAAAUCACCGGAAAGAUUGCCACUUGAGCCGUUCCCAGAAUCUUCUACUACAUCAACUCUAUGGUAAGCAUUAUUGAUAUGAUAGAGAAUCAAAUAGUUCAUGACGUUUGCAUACUUUGAGGACAGAGCCCUUCUUUUUUUUUUCUUUUUUUUUUUUUUUUGUGUGUGUAAGUUUAAGGCUGUCAUUUCAAGUAGAAACCAGCAUAAUAUUUGAGGACGUGUUCUACUAUAACUGAGGUCUCUUAUAAGCAAUAGAUUGAAGUUCUGAUAACAAAGACAAUUUAGAGUCUACUUACAAGGCAUCACUCCUUUUGAUAUUAAAUAAU